AUUCACUAUAUACGGUCUCCCACAGUACACAGAGCAUUGAAGUGCAAUUAUUUUAGUAAAUAUAAACUGCUAAAUACCUCUUGUGACUUCUAUCAGUGUCCAGCUGAGCAAGGGUUAAAGUUUGUAGGAGGAGUUUUCAUUCUUCUAUGACUGCCUUAUGAGGCUGCAUAACCUCUAACCCUCUGUCUGGACAGUGCUGAUUUGUCCUGUGUAGAUCACAUGCACUCUCGCAAUACACACCAAACUGAGCAUGCACAGAGUCACUGCAAGGACACUUAUCAGGAGACUAGUUGGGGACACUGGAAGAAGGGGAGGAUCAGAGAAGACAGGAUCAAACAGCCUUUUUACACAAUGCAGAGGAUUAACCCCUUAGUUUCCACAGUGAGUAUAACAAGUAUGCUGUACUGCAUCUACAGACUGAUUUUACUGUUAUGGGUUUAG
Molecule: messenger RNA, 441 nt
Organism: Staurois parvus
Lineage: Eukaryota; Metazoa; Chordata; Amphibia; Anura; Ranidae
Source: the annotation of a GenBank genome assembly